Stegastes partitus (bicolor damselfish) is the source of this 1200-nucleotide messenger RNA. Its product is annotated as retinoic acid receptor alpha-B-like. The transcript has 2 exons. The record is from RefSeq and is a predicted model, not a curated record. The coding region runs from base 7 to 291 and encodes 94 amino acids. Gene Ontology annotation, biological process: regulation of transcription by RNA polymerase II; cellular response to corticotropin-releasing hormone stimulus; retinoic acid receptor signaling pathway. Lineage: Eukaryota; Metazoa; Chordata; Actinopteri; Pomacentridae. Gene Ontology annotation, molecular function: nuclear glucocorticoid receptor binding; RNA polymerase II cis-regulatory region sequence-specific DNA binding; nuclear receptor activity. Gene Ontology annotation, cellular component: transcription regulator complex; nucleus.
AUACUGAUGAAGAUCACUGACCUCAGGAGCAUCAGUGUGAAGGGAGCGGAGCGAGUCAUCACCCUGAAAAUGGAGAUACCCGGCUCGAUGCCUCCUCUCAUCCAGGAGAUGCUGGAGAACUCUGAGGGGCUGGAGGGCCACGGGUCGGGUGGAGGGAAAGGGGGAGGAAAAGGAAGAGGAGCCAGAGAGGAGGACGAAGCAGACACAGGGAGUUGUCAUCCGUCGCCCAAAUCUGUCCCGUCUCCCAGCCCGAGCCCGGCGCCCCCUUCUCCUCCCUUAAACUCCCCCUGAAGCAUCCAGCAGCGUCCCUGGACUACAUCAGCAGAAUGUCCCGAACCCAUAAACUCUGGUGACGUGUGCAGCUGCUGCCGUGAGGACUGAUUUCACGGUUGUGUACAUUAAAUGCAAAAAAAAAACCUGCUCACAUCUUUGGUUAUCUUUUUAAGAUGUGUAAAAAGCUGAUAAUAUGCAGGCUGUAGACCUACAUGACGGACUGAUGAGGAGGAUUCUUCUUACGUCACACAUGUCCUGAGUCAUGUGUAGGAUCCAGAGUCAUUACGUGUAAUAUAGUGUACAUAACAAAGCCUGUGCGAGGUUGAAACUGAAACAGACUGAUGCAAGAAGCUAUUUUCUUAAAUGUACAUGUGUAUAUACUGUAUUUCCCCAAUGCAGCUAUCCAUCCACACCACACGAACACAAACGCUCACUCACCUUCCUCCCUCCUUCACCCUCAUAGACACAUCAGAGAAAAUUAUAGGAAGACGUGCGUUUGAAUUGCUUCCAGAUGCAGCUCCGGCAAACUCAACGAGCUUCAACAAACUGUGAAACGCGUGGAGUUCUUUUUUCAACAGAAUAAUAUAUCACGUCCGACUGUCGGUGGACACGUUUUCAACCAAAGCAGAGUUAAAAAUCGAGGUCUUAUUUAAAUCUCUUGAGCAUCGUCAUCAGGUGCUGCCAAACAUCUACGUGUACAAGUUGUAUGUUUGUUUUUUUUGUUUUUUUUUUUUUUAUAGUCUGCACCACUUAAUGUCAUAGUGUGUUUACACAGUGUCACUGCCUCACUGCAGCACCCCUAGUGUCAGGUACAAACCAUCUGUAUCUAUUUCAGUGUCGUCCCCUUUAAUGUGUGGUGAGGUAAGACUCACUGGAAAGUACAAAAUACAGGGAGUUCAAUAAAGAAGUAUGAUUUUUCUUCUUACA